CUGUAAGCGAGCUCCAGCAAGAAGUGGUCCUCUUAGGGCUGUGACCAUCGCCGUUGCUCGGUGGCUCUAUACCCUGAGCUGAGCGCUAGCGCAGCUCCAUCCCAUUUGUAACUGGGGCUGCCAGAGCCGGCCUAGCAAAGGCGGAGGAAAGAUGCGACCCGGCCGAGCGGCGAGAGCGCUGCUCGUGUCAGCAAGGAUGCCGGGGGCCGUGCGCCCUCGCGGCCCCGUCCCCUCCCCGCGGCGACUGCCGUCCCUCCUCCCCGCCGCCAGGUGCCCCCCGCCCGCCGCCGCCGCCGCUUCCUCUUCCCGGCGGCCCCACUCGACUCGGAGCGUCGGGUCCCGCAGCUCCGGGGCCGCAGGUCCAGCGUUGUGGGAUUGUGCUGACAUCACCGAAUUUUAGAGCUCCUGAUGCCUUUUGUCCUUCCAUCUCCAUGCCAGGAUGCUGCUCGCCCUGCCCCUGCGGGCAGCCUGCAGCCUGCUGGCCUGGCUUUCCCUCUACGCCUGGUUCUGCCGUCGCUACAAGCACCGGAGCUAUGAAUGGAGCUGCAGGCUGGUCACGCUGACCCACGGCAUCCUCGCCACGUGUCUCUCUGCUUACAUUGGCUUUAUCGACGGGCCCUGGCCUCUGAGUCACCCGGGAUCCCCAAACACGACCCUGCAGGUCCACGGGCUGUGCCUGAGCUUGGGCUACUUCCUCUUCGACCUCUGCUGGUGCGUGUACUUCCAGACGGAGGGUGCCCUGAUGCUGGCCCACCACCUGGUGAGCAUCGUGGGCAUCGCCGCAUCGCUGGCACUCGGCGAAUCGGCCGCCGAGGUCAACGCCGUCAUCUUCGGCAGCGAGAUCACCAACCCGCUGCUGCAAGCUCGCUGGUUCCUCAAGGAGAUGGGCUGCUACCACAGCCUCACCGGGGACGUGGUGGACUUCUUCUUCGUGGUGCUCUUCACUGGGGUGCGGAUCGGGGUGGGGGCCUGGCUGAUGUACUGCGAGCUGGCCUCGCCCAAGCCCCGCUGGUACAUCAAGCUGGGAGGUGUCAUCAUGUACGCUGUCUCCUGGGUCUUCAUGGUCAGCAUCUGCCGCUUCGCCCGGAGGAAGAGCAUGAAGAAGUACCACGCGUGGAGAAGCCAGAGGGGCGAGGAGCUGUGCUUGAGAACGAACGGACAUCUGAAAAGCCACUGAUGCUGAGUAAGGACUUCCUCGAGCUCGCGGGCUGGCAAGGAGGGGAUCGUGCCUGAGAUGCCGCUGUCGGGACAGGAGCCAGCACACGUUAGCAGUUCUGGAGCCAAACUUAUUCCUGGCAUAACUCCAUUGAAAUCCGUGGAGCUAUGCCAUGGGUUCAUGGCAUCUGCAGCGCUUGGCCUGGCAGAGGCUGGCUCAGCAUGUACGUGAGCACACCCUAAAUGAUACGAGUGAAAGAAGGGCUAAUGUUACCUCCUAAACACAACUGAUCCAGCAGCGCAGGUUUACAUAGCAGUGCUGGCAGCUUACUCCUUCAGCGCUGGUGUGAUCUUGGAAGAGAUGGGAAAGUAGCACUAGACAUUGGUGUUCCAUGUUCUGUACAGUCUAGACAGCUAGACGACUCUCUGUCCUGCUAGGAAGAAGCAUGUUGUAGUGUUUUGUUGAGCUGGGGUUCCUGGCUCAUCCUCCAACCUGCAGGGUGACCUUGGGCACGUCACUGAACUUCCUGACGCCGUGCCUCGUUUCCCCAGCUGUGGACUGGGGGUGGUGGAGCUGGUCCAUCUGUUGUGCACUUUCAGACCUUUCCUCGAGAGGUGCUAUAGAAACACAAAACGAUGGCUAUCUUCACUUUGUUCAUUAUCCCUGUGUUUCCUUUGGGAGAAGUGAUUUUGGUGGUUGAGCUAGGAUGCAACUGUAGAAAGAACAGCGUUUUUUUCCAUGUAGUUUCCUACCCUUUCUAAUUCCAUCCUGUAACUUAUCCAUAUGUUAUCAAAUAACUUAUUUUCCAGUAGUGUCAGCUGCUCUGCUCAGUGCAGGCACCUUGCAGGACUCGGUGCUGUGAACCCAAGAGGUGCCACCCCCAAUCUGAAGCACUCUGGGGACUUAUUCCCUCCUCGUCACCCCGACUGUUAAAGCUCCACCCAUGCAUUCCAAAUCCUGCAUUUAGCAUCCUGGGUGAGCAGCAUUCUCCGUUAGGAGGAGCCCCAUCAGGCCUUGCAGUAAGUGGUUUUCUGGAUGGACCUCUCGCAGGGGCACUGCUCUGUCUGCAGAAUGGCAGCUUCUCUUUGCUGUGUGUAUUGGUCGUUCCAGAUUCAGGUCAGCGUUUCUGAACCCAGAGGCUGCUGUGGCACUUAAAGUUAGUGGAGGACUGUAGGUGCUGGAAAGAUGACAGGAAAAUACGGCUCCCUUAGGGUGGGCAUUGAUGUUUCUCCCCAAGAACAUAGAUAUCAGGUUUGACAAGAGCAUUUCCUGGGAUCUGUGGUCAGAGAUUGUCCAGAAUACAUCUCCAAAACAUGCUGGUUAGGGUGCAAGUGCUUACCCAGCUCCAAAUCUGUCCUCUGCCUCCUUCAAGCCAGAGACCUCAUUUUGGCUCUCCUUCAUCUGAAUUGAUGCUCUGACCCCUGGGCUUUCAGUUCACUUCUAGGAUCUAGGCCACUUUAUAAAAGUGAACAUUUACAGGGUAAGAGAAGCUUCAUUUAUAGCCCUAUAAACAAAGAAAUGCAAGGCACAGAAUCCAGCUUUUUUAAGCAGAGAAGUGUGCUUGUCUGGGAGAAGAGCUGUGAGUUACCUGGUCCCAUUUGCAGGGAAAAGCCCUGCCCCUCCACUUCUUUGGCAGCUGCUGGUGUUUAUUUCCUUGCAGCCAAGGACCUGAAGAGCUAAAGGGCUUCAGAUGUGCAGAGCUGGUGGGUGGGCAGCUCUGUGAGCACAGCAGCAAUCCCACUGCCUCAAAGGGAGACGGGAAGGGCUGGGGGAGGCGUGCUGCUUCAACACAGUUAGGAAUGGCCCUGGGAGGUAGAGCUAGCAGCAGUGUUACGAAGCAAGGCUUCUUGUCUGCCUGUUGGGCUCCAGCGUGGAAUCCCAGACCCAAGGAAGAAGUACCAGGCUGUGGAGCACACGGUGGGACCUGUCCUCAGGCCAGUCUGCAAGUUGUAAAAGGGAGCUGCGGAACUAGCGUGAAAUAAUAACUUGUGUUCGAAUUACUGUGUAAUAGCAACUCAUGUUCCACCAGUGAAUGGUGUAGACGCUUUGUAUGAUGUUUUAUAAAAUAAAGAUUAUUUAAUUAUU
Messenger RNA from Numida meleagris (helmeted guineafowl), 3241 nucleotides. RefSeq names its product transmembrane protein 136-like. Gene Ontology annotation, cellular component: membrane. The record is from RefSeq and is a predicted model, not a curated record. The coding region runs from base 440 to 1177 and encodes 245 amino acids. Lineage: Eukaryota; Metazoa; Chordata; Aves; Galliformes; Numididae. The transcript has 3 exons.